GAAGCAGAAAAUUUGUUAAAAAAUAUUUCUUGAAAAUAUAUAACCCACUUAAUCACACCAACUUAAAAAGGAAUAUACCGAAAAGAAAAAAAUAUGCGCAUUUCCAUUAGUGAUGGUUCUGUUUUUAGAUAUGUUGACAAUUGAAAUCAAAUUGGCAUACUAUUACCGAAUAAUUUGCACAAUAUAACGAGUGAAAAUAUUACCGACUUUUCUUUCAAAAUGGAAAACAAACGUAAGUUCUGUGAUGUUGUCAUACAAGAAGCAAUGUUUAUCAUUAAACACGGUACGCUUGAUGAGUUUGAACGCCUGUUAGAAGAAGGCCUUGAUACUAAUGCAAUCAUAGUCGAAAAUCGUUGCAGCAAGAUGAUACACGUAGCAUCUUAUUUUGGCCGAUGUGAUAUAAUUGAAUUGCUUAUAACAAAAGGAGUUCGCGUUAGUGAAACUGAUAAACAGGGCCGCAAACCCUUACACUACGCAGCAGAAAAAGGGCAUUUAGAAAUUGUAAAGAUUUUAAUCAGAAAUGGGGUAAAUGCGAGUGCUGGAGGAAGUUGUAUAGGAUCGAAAUACUGCCAUUUUGCAUCCAGAUUUGGUCGCAGGAACAUUCUAGAAUUUUUUUUCAGUGAAGGUGGUGAUGCGAAUGAAACUGAUGAAAUUGGUUGGACAUUAUUGCACUAUGCAGCUGUGAACAAUAAUGGUGCUAAUAUCCAUGCAGAGCAAUUUUCUACAGGUAUGAAACCUAUGCAUAUUGCAUCAAUAAAUGGAUGUGAAAAAGUUGUAGAGUAUUUUUUAGUUAAAGGAGUAUGUGUUGACACGAUUAAUAAAUUCGGUAACACCUCAUUACAUUUAGCUGCAUCUGAGGGAAAGCUUGAAAUAGUUGAUGUACUUUUGAAACAUAAAGCCAACAUUCAUGCUCUUAAUAAAAAUGGUAAUCAAGCAAUUCAUUUGUCUUCCCUCUACGGACGAAGAGAUGUACUAAAUUUCCUUCUUCAUAGUGGUUCUAAUGUUCAAGAUGUCGGUAUACAUUUCUAUACGCCUCUACAUUUUGCAGCAUUUAGUGGGCAUCUGGAUGUAAUUCACGAUCUUAUUGAAAACAGAGCUAAUAUAUAUGCCAAAAGCAUAUAUGGUGAGUCUCCGAUAAUUUUGGCAAUAAAAUGGGGCAAUGUUAAUGUUGUAGAAUAUUUCCUCGACAUUGGAUUCAAAAUAAAUGACACAGAUAAUGAUGGCUGGACUCCAUUGCAUUAUGCUUCGCUAUACGACCAUAUAGGAAUCAUUGAAUUGUUGAUUAAUAAUGGUGCUAACAUGAACGGCAAAAGUAAUAAAGGCCAAAAGCCUAUUCAUGUGGCGGCUGUGAAUGGGCAUACGCUAACAGUUGAGUAUUAUAUCAAUAAAGGAUGUGAUGUAAAUGAAUUAAAUACGAACUGCCAUUGGACGUGCUUGCACUAUGCUUCUCAUAAAGGUAAUCUAGAAAUGGUUCAGUAUCUUUUUGAUAAGCAUGCCAAUAUUCAAGUUGAAUCCAGUGAUUAUGAAAAAGCUAUUCAUGUCGCUGCGUUCGAAGGAAAAACUAAAAUAAUAGAAUUUUUUAUUUCUAUUGGAAUGAACAUUGAUGAGCACAGCAGUAAAAAUUGGACACCACUUCAUAGCGCUUCAUUAGGGGGUAAAUUAGAAACGAUUGAAUAUUUAGUUCAAAAGAAGGCAAAUAUAUACGCAAAGACUUAUGAAAAUUAUGGCGUGCUGCAUCUGGCUGCAACACAUGGACACAAAAAUGUAAUAGAGUAUUUUUUGAAUCUAGGGCUUGAUUUUAACAAACGGGAUAAAAAAGGUUGGAAACCUCUACACCAUGCUGCAUGUGCAGGGGCCGUUGAUAUUGUCAAGCUCCUUGUCGAAAAAGGUGCUGAUUAUGUAGAAAUGUUUGGGAGAGUUGCCAAACCUCUACACAUUGCAGCUAAAAAUGGUCACGUAGAAGUUAUUAAAACUUUUAUUGAACUUGGGCAAGAUCCUAAUUCAUUAGGUCCAGAUGGUCCAGAUAAUAAUACUCCACUGCACAUAGCUGCCAAAAAAGACACAAUUAGCGCUAUAAAUUUUCUUGUGGAAGCGGGAGCUAAUCCUCACAUUACAAAUUCAAACGGGGAAAAACCCAUUCACAUUGCUGCGCGUCAUGGUAACAGGAAAGUUGUUGAGUUGUUUCUCAAUAUGGGUAUUAGUGUAGAUGAAAAGGAUGAGGAUGAUUGGACGCCUAUACAUCACUCCAUUACGAAUCAUCAGUUAGACCUUGUAAAGUAUCUAGUGAAUAGGGAAGCAAAACCGAAUUUAGACAUUAAGACUAUAGAAGGUGAAACGCCAUUGUAUUUAGCUUACAAAAAUAAGCGCACUGAUAUAAUGAUAAUGCUAUUAGAGGCAGGAGCAAAUCCUGAUAUCAAAGACAAUGACGGCCGUACAUUUCUCUAUUAUUAUAUCUAUGAAUAUGUUGAAUGUUUAGUUUCGUAUGAUGAUGAUAGAAAUCCACUCAAUGCUGAAAGUAUCUUGAGUAAAAUAACUUGUUUUACUGAUAUCGAUGAUAAAGGAAAUAAAUCUGCUGUCCAUCUGUCAGCUGAAGGUCUUUGGAAUUUAGACUUUUUCAAACUCGUCUUAAGCCACCAAAAAGAUGUCAAUGUUAUUGAUGCAAAUGGUGACACCCCUUUAAACUACUUAACUGAAGAAAUGGCUCUUUCUCAAGGGGAAGAUUGUAUUUCUUUCAUCAAACAUCUUAUUGAUAGUGGUGCUUAUUUCAAACCGAAAGAUUGCCAAAGAAUACUAGAAAAUCAUCAAGUAAGAGAUAUGCUUUUUACUGACGUAAAGUUGUGUUCUAAGUCAAUAGUAAACAAGUUUAAUAAAGUCGAUUUACCAGUUUUGUAUCGUUCACCAGUGCUUUCGUACCUACCUCCCAUCGAUAAAAUGAAGUUAAAUCGUCCUCAAAUUCAUAACAUAGAAAUAAGUUUAGAAAAGAAAAUACUAAACAACGGUUAUUGUGAUAUAUCUACAAUGCUACCACCAUUGCUUGUUAUUGCUUCAGUGGUUUCUCUUGCCAAGUAUUAUGGACAGUUUCACGAACUCAAAUAAUAACAGAUCUCGCUAUUCUUGGAAAAGCUAUGUAUUUUGCUCCUUGUUUUAAUGCAUUGAUCUUAGAGUUUGUAAGUUUUCAUUAAUUCCUUGCAACACGCUAUAAAUCAGUUCGUUCAAUUGUUUUGUAACUUGAUUUUUGCUAACUAAUAAAUUAUAAGGCAUCCUGUUCCUCUAA
Molecule: messenger RNA, 3274 nt
Organism: Parasteatoda tepidariorum (common house spider)
Lineage: Eukaryota; Metazoa; Arthropoda; Arachnida; Araneae; Theridiidae
Source: RefSeq, a predicted model, not a curated record